Messenger RNA from Kwoniella botswanensis, 534 nucleotides. RefSeq lists its product as uncharacterized. Gene Ontology annotation, biological process: electron transport chain. Bases 1 to 534 code for a protein of 177 amino acids. The transcript has 3 exons. NCBI's taxonomy places the organism in Eukaryota, Fungi, Basidiomycota, Tremellomycetes, Tremellales, Cryptococcaceae. The record is from RefSeq and is a predicted model, not a curated record.
AUGUCAUUAUCACGCUCGUUACUCCAACAAUCAGCCCGACCAUUCGCUGCGAUCAGAUCGAUACAUACUUCCCGUGCGGUAUUCAACAAACCUGACGCUUUCACCACACCCGUCCCAACCGCUCAGCCAGGUCAGAAUGCAGCUGCAGAGUUCGAUUUUGCAGGUUUACCCCAGGUAGAAACCGUAUCAGGAGCUCCCACCGAGAUGCAAUAUCGUUCCGUGCGAAUCUAUCGGCCCACCAAAUCGACCAUGCAGUCCGCCAAGGGAAAAACAAAAAGAUGGUUGUUGGAUUGGGACGUGUUACAAGGUGCCGGUAGAUGGGAGAACCCCCUGAUGGGUUGGGCAGCAUCAGCAGAUUACAUGCAAGGAACGUCGUUGGCUUUCCCAUCAAAGGAAGCUGCUGUUAGAUAUGCGGAGAAACAAGGUUGGCCAUAUAAGAUUGACGAGCCGAAGAAGGUCGUGGUGCCUCCUAAGAACUAUGCCAACAACUACGUCCACGUCCCCGGCAAGCUUAGAAUCCACCACACCAAAUAG